AUGGUCUCCACUACCAUACAAGACCGAACGAACGAAUUCCGCACAAUCCUCACCCAGGUCCAAAAGCGACAGUCCGCGACCAAAGGAGGCCCUCAGCGGCAGUCUCUCCUGACUGAAGCGCAAAAGCACGAAGCCAAUGGCACUCCCAACGGCCCCUCAAGGAGUGCAAGGUCUGAGUUUGCUCGCAAUGCAGCCCAGAUUAGUCGUGGCAUCACGGCCACGAUGGGGAAGUUGGAACGGUUGGCGCAACUUGCUAAGAGAAAGGCCAUCUUUGACGACCGACCUGUCGAAAUAUCCGAGCUCACUUACGUUAUCAAACAAGAUCUGGCGAACCUGAACUCUCAGAUCUCGGGAUUGCAACAUCUCACUCAAUCCCAGCAUCCCACAGCGUUUCAAGCACGAUCAGCAGAUCAAGAAGGCCAACAUAAUAAGAAUGUGGUGUUGAUGCUACAAAACAAAGUCACCGACGUGGCUGCCAACUUCAAAGAUGUGUUGGAAGUUCGGACGAAGAACAUCCAGGCCUCCAGGUCCCGGACGGAGAAUUUUGUAUCCUCUGUGUCUGCACGUUCACAAAGCCAUCUCGAUGACUCGAGAUCCGAAUCACCGCUGUAUCAGAACACCGCCAGUCGCCAAAGGUCUCCGCAAAUAUCCACGAAUGAUCUGCUGACGUUGGAGCCCUCGAAUACAUCCACGCUGAUGAAAAGCGGAGGGCCUUCGGAUCACCAAUUAUUACUCAUGGAAGAGGCGCAACCAGCAAACAUGUAUAUUCAAGAGCGCGGCCAGGCCAUUGAAGCAAUCGAGCGGACGAUCAACGAGCUUGGAAGUAUUUUCGGUCAGCUUGCAAGUAUGGUCUCGGAGCAAGGGGAAAUGCUACAACGAAUAGACGCCAAUACCGAGGAUGUGGUAGACAACGUUCAAGGAGCACAACGGGAACUGUUAAAAUAUUGGAAUCGGGUCCAAGGAAACCGGUGGCUCGUGGCGAAAAUGUUUGGUGUGCUCAUGAUAUUCUUCCUCCUUUGGGUGCUGAUAUCCGGCUGA
Molecule: messenger RNA, 1038 nt
Organism: Capronia coronata CBS 617.96
Lineage: Eukaryota; Fungi; Ascomycota; Eurotiomycetes; Chaetothyriales; Herpotrichiellaceae
Product: syntaxin 5
Exons: 3
Coding region: 1-1038 (345 amino acids)
Biological process (GO): intracellular protein transport; vesicle fusion; endoplasmic reticulum to Golgi vesicle-mediated transport
Cellular component (GO): Golgi membrane; SNARE complex; endomembrane system
Molecular function (GO): SNARE binding; SNAP receptor activity
Source: RefSeq, a predicted model, not a curated record